Molecule: messenger RNA, 2538 nt
Organism: Polypterus senegalus (gray bichir)
Lineage: Eukaryota; Metazoa; Chordata; Cladistia; Polypteriformes; Polypteridae
Gene: irf9
Product: interferon regulatory factor 9
Exons: 9
Coding region: 103-1383 (426 amino acids)
Biological process (GO): immune system process; regulation of transcription by RNA polymerase II
Cellular component (GO): nucleus
Molecular function (GO): DNA-binding transcription factor activity, RNA polymerase II-specific; protein binding; RNA polymerase II cis-regulatory region sequence-specific DNA binding
Source: RefSeq, a predicted model, not a curated record
CCUGAAGUUCAGUCAGUGAGAGCUGCAAGGGAAGCCGAGAAGACGCCGCACCGCUACCCAGACAAGCGCGCUUUGGCCGUUGGCAUCGCAACUUCAGGUAGGAUGGCAUCUGGCCGUAUUCGUUCAACUCGUAAGCUCAAGCAAUGGAUGGUGGAACAAGUGAGCAGUAAUCAGUACCCUGGUCUUGUAUGGGAUGACCAAAAUAAGACCAUGUUCAGGAUCCCAUGGAAACACGCAGGCAAACAGGACUUUCGCUCGGAGGAGGAUGCGGCCAUAUUUAAGGCCUGGGCAAAGUUUAAAGGAAAGCUGAAAGAUGGCGAGAAGGCGGACCCUGCCACCUGGAAGACUCGUCUCCGCUGUGCUCUCAACAAGAGCCCAGAAUUCGAAGAGGUCCCUGACCGCUCACAGCUGGACAUCUCUGAGCCCUAUAAAGUGUACCGAAUUGUACCCUUGUCUGAGCAAGGCCGGCUAGUUGGCUCGGAUAGAAACAGGGAGUCAUCAAACAAAAGGAAGAGGAAGCAGAGCGAUUCUGAAUCUGAGACAGACGAGGAGUCGCCAGUGAAGAAGCUGAAGGAAGAAUCCCUUGUGGUGGUGGAGCCCAUUGGUCAAGUCAGUAGCAGUGACAGCCAAGGAACAGAAGCAGCAGUGAUCAGCAAAGAGCAGUACCAGACAUCACUCAAUGAAAUCCACCUUAACUUGAAGAUAGAAACAAUGCCUGCAGUCUCUCUGCAACCUACAGUGCUGCCUUCGAUGAUUAUUACCAUCUUUUAUGCGGGUAAGCAGGUGGACCAGCAGAAGGUUGACGGUCCUGAUGUGAAGAUUGCAGCCAGAGAUAACAAUGUAGGCUCCAGCAGUAUUAAUUGUGGUAUGCAGCGCAUUUGGCUGCCAUCGGAAGAUUGUGUGACUGACUCAACUAAGAAAGCAGCGUUGUCAAGGCUGAUGACAUUUUUGGAUCGUGGAAUCAUGCUGGCAUCUAAUUCCAAUGGGCUGUAUGCACAGAGAUCAUGCCAGGGAAGGGUCUUCUGGAGUGGACCUUGUGCACCCUAUUCUGACCAGCCCAAUAAACUGGAGCGCCUCAAUUCACCAGUGCAGUUAUUUGACAGGAAGAAGUUUGUGCAAGAUUUAAUGCUGUACCGUACCUCAGGGGGUGAGCUACCUCAGCACAAGAUUACACUGUGUUUAGGAGAGGAAUUUCCAGAAAGUGACCCUAAUGCUGACAAACUUGUAAAAAUAGAGGUGGAGCAGCCAUGGGCCAGACAACAACUUGAGGAAGCCACUGGAUUUCGUGAAUCCCUGUGCUUGCUGCAGGAGCUAGCCUCACAGUCUCCACUGGGGGAAGUGACCCUAAACCUGUAUGGAUUUAACCCAACACUUGAGCUGUAGAGCUCCAAAAGAGAGUUCAGGAAAGAAAGAUCUGGCUAGGCUUAGUCUUAGUUAAGGUUUCCUGUCUUGUGUUUACAUAGUCUAGUCUAUAUUAAGGAAUGCCUUAUUCCAGUGACCACUUGUCCAGACUUUACCCAGAAGGCAUUGUAAUGUGAUGUGUAAGCACUUUUGAUAGGCACUCAAUUGCCCAUGUUUUAAAACAAGAGGCUGCUGCUGGCUGAAAGAUGCCAAGCUGAUAUGCACCACUACCAGCCCUUCUACUGGUUAGAGGAGAGACGGGCUGCUCACCAUCUCAGUCCUGCUCUUUGGGAGCGAGUGAGCAGUGGCAAUAUAGCUGCUGGACUUCAGGGGCAUUUAAAAUAUUUUUGUGCACUACACUGCUGGUGCCAACUCACUGCUUUAUGAAUCCAGUAAUGCUGCCCUGCUGGACUACGCAGCGGGCUGAAUUUGUUUAACAGUUUGGUUGGGAACAGAAGUUACUGUUAAUGUGGUCCAAAUGAGUUCUCCCUUUACUGUGAGUGCAAUCUCUCUUCUGAACUGGAAACAGUGUUGUUUAUCUGAGAAAGAAAAUGAUAGACAUUUAAAAAAAGGACCUGAUUAUCAAAUAGUAAAAAGAAAAAUACCAAAUCAUGUAAUUUGGAAAUGAAAAGAAGAAAGAUUUAAACUGUCUGAUGUACAAAGUAAAACAUCAUCAUAUAUUGUAUGUCUCCUAUUUUUUCAUAGUUCUUGUAACUGAUUCAUCCGUAGCCAUUUGUAAUAUCAUGUUUUAUCUUCCAAAAUAUUCAAAAGUAUAAAUAAUAAGACUGGAACAUAAAUAAUCAUGGUUGAAAAACUGAACUGAACUUGUCAAAUAAAUACAUUUAGCUAUAAAUAAAAUGCAAUAUAAAUGCUGUACCUUAAUUUUAAGGUUUAGAAAGUGUACCAUUUCAUAUGCAAAGCUUAAAAAGGACAGAGCUCUCCAUGUCGUACCUGCACCAGACCCACAAGGUAAACUUCACGAUGACCUGUGGCAGAGCUCGUCGCCUGCUUUAGAUGGCGAUUUUAGAAGAAGAUCAUUUUACAUAUGCUAAUUGUUUCUUUACAUUGUACUGUUUCCUUAUAUAGUAUUUUACCUGUCAAUAAUAAAUGUUACAUACGUUGCCUUUGUUUUCUGUA